Molecule: messenger RNA, 1032 nt
Organism: Phytophthora infestans T30-4
Lineage: Eukaryota; Oomycota; Peronosporomycetes; Peronosporales; Peronosporaceae
Product: Multidrug/Oligosaccharidyl-lipid/Polysaccharide (MOP) Flippase Superfamily
Exons: 2
Coding region: 1-1032 (343 amino acids)
Biological process (GO): transmembrane transport
Cellular component (GO): plasma membrane
Molecular function (GO): antiporter activity; xenobiotic transmembrane transporter activity
Source: RefSeq, a predicted model, not a curated record
AUGGGAAUUCUGCUACCCACCACCGUAGUCGGGGUGGUUUCAAUUUUCGUGGCCACUGGCAGUAACUACGUUCUAAUCUAUGGCAUUGGCUCCUGGAAUGGCUUGGGCUUCACCGGGUCACCCACUGCAACCGUGUUGGCAUCCUGGUUCCAGCCGAUUGCGCUCUUCAGCUUCGCUAUUCUCUAUAAGCAUCACCAUCGCCGCGCUUGGUACGGCUGGAACAUCCACGCGCUCACGCUUAACCGACUGCGAUCUUAUCUAAGGGUGGCUGGACCGAUUUCCAGCAACAGCUUCGUAUCCAACUUGGCCAGUGCACUAGUAGCCCUAGUAGCAGCAAGACUUGGAGCUCGAAUUAUCGCUGCUAAUGCUGUCAUUUCAAGUCUGUGGGGGCUGCUUUGGGCGCUCUUCUGGGGAUACGGCUGUGCCACGCAGGCCCGCGUCGCCAAUUACUUAGGUGCGGGCAAACCGGACUUGGCGCGUCGUAUCACUGGCUUAGGUUUUAUCUGCACGAUGGUAGUCGUCGUACUUAUCGCGGCGGCCACCAGCCUCAUGGAUCAGCACAUUAUAGCGUUAUACACGACGGACACAGAUCUCUUAACCACUUGCAAGCUUGUACUGCCCAUUUUCGUCGUUGCUUGCGCCUUUGAGGCCGUGGAGAUUCUUGGUGCUGGAGCUCUGACUGGAAUGAGUGCAAUUGCCACGUGGUUCAUCAAUCUGCCGGUGGCCUACAUAGGCGGUAUUACGUUGGGCUACGGAUUCCCCGCGCUCUGGGUGGGUGUACUCAGCAUGGAGUUCUUUAAAGUGAGCAGCUAUACGUUGGUACUCGCGCACGUGCGCUGGAGCGACGUAGCUGAGCGCGUCAAAGCGGCGGUGGAAGCUGCCCCUGAGAUGGAACAGAGCACGGCGCAGUUCGUGGCAGCCGCAGCUGACAUCCAACCUAUCACACCACCUACAACGCCGACGCUCAUGGCCUCGGCCCUGGAGCGCAAUCGUCACCUGCCUAACGAGGUUCUACCUGCUCCGUUCGGUUAG